UUACGAAGUGAGGUGAUUGAAACCGUGAUGUCAUUGAAGCGCAAAGUAUGGAGUCUUUCUCCUUCAUUGUCGAAGCUCCUCCCUCGCUUCUUCCUUGGCAGAACCUUCAUUGAUGCAAGAAUCAAAUGGGUACGAGAUCCUUACCUUGAUUUCGUGGUUGAGAGGGAGAAAAACCUUCUUCCUUGUCUCUCUCUCAAACACCUUCUCCUUUCUUCCCCUUCUUUCUCUCUCCCUAUUUCUGUCGCAUCCCUCUAUAAAUCUGCCUUAAACCUUCCUUCACACACUACUGCCCUUUAUUUUUUCCAUAGAUAUCCUUCUCUUUUCACUUUGGUUCCUCCCCUUGUCCAACUUUCUUCUUCUUUUCUUACCCUUCAUGGUGAAGAACAAGAAAUACAUGAUUCUAUGGAACAAAAACUAUCUGCUGCUCAGAGGUUAGUUCAGUUCUUAAUGCUUACUCAAACUUGUAGAAUUCCUCUCACUAUUAUCGAUAAAUUCAAAUUUGAUCUGGGUUUGCCUCAUAAUUAUCUUCUUGAUCUUGUUUCUUAUUUUCCCGAGUAUUUUAGGGUUUGUAAUUUGAACUAUAAUGAAAACAAUGAAAUGGGUAAUUUUGAAAAUGGUGAAAAUGUUGAAAUUGGAUUGGAGUUGAUUAAUUGGAGGGAGGAACUUGCUGUUCCUGCAAUUUCGAAAACAUUGUUUGGGAGUGAAUUAGGUUAUAAAAGCGGAAGAAAUGUGAAAUUUCCCUUAUCAUUUGCACCUGGGUUUGAUUUACAGAAGAAAGUAAAGGAUUGGGUUGAGGAAUGGCAGUAUUUACCUUACAUUUCACCUUAUGAAGAUGCAUUUCAUUUAGCACCCAGAAGUGAUCAAGCAGAGAAAUGGACUGUGGCUGUGCUUCAUGAGAUUCUGAGUCUUUUGAUCUCAAAAAAGACUGAAAUGAAUAAUAUUUUACAAUUAGGGGAUUAUUUAGGGUUUGGAUUGAGGUUUAAGAAGGCCUUGAUUCAUCAUCCAGGGAUUUUUUAUGUUUCCAAUAAGAUUAAGACCCAGACAGUAGUUCUUAGAGAAGCUUUUAGGAAAGAUCUUUUGCUAGGUAAUCAUCCCUUAAUGGGUAUGCGCCACAGAUAUAUUUAUCUUAUGAACAAAUCUAGAAAAGGAAAGAAAUUGGUGAGCAAACCUAUUACACUUGCAAUUUCUAACAACAAAUCUGAUAUUUCAGCCAUGAGAGGGGUUUAAUAAAAAGGAAAAGGGUAUAGAUAUGGAUGAGAAUUUUGAUAGAUCAUGAUAGUUAUGGAGAGAAAAGCAAUAGCCGAAGAUAUGUUAUGAUGAUGGAUGUUACGGGGAGUGUUAACCGUGUCGAAGAUGGCCAUUCUAUUGUGCUAUGGCUUAAUAGAGAUUGUAUUUACAAGACUAUUUAUGCCAUAGGAUCUGUACUAUCAAUGGUGAAGCUAGUAGUUUAGGUGAGGCGAGGUCGGAAAUGUCCAUAUUAACAUUACAAAAUGAUUUUUAGGUGAAGGGGUCGAAAAACGCCAAGAGUGUAGGUGUUUAAGUGAUUUUGUUAUGUUGACAGCGAGACUAGCAAAUACCGUUACUUCAACUAGAGUUGAAGUAAUUUGUCGGCCAAAUACCUAUAUUUUCAUCGAUUUUUAUAGGUAGGCUGCGGCUAGCAUUCGCUAUUGUUCCAUCCUUUCUCGAUUCAAACAUUAAUCUUGUUGUUAAACCUUAGAUAGUAUAACAUCGCGUCUAAAUCAUAGCCGACAUAUUACUUGCAAUCUUCUUUUGAUCAUUCAAACACACCUUUUGUAUCUUCUAUGGAGACAAUUUCUUGAAUCAGGCAACAAGUGUGUGGACGGUUCAAAAACUUGCGUGCAAAAAACAGGGUGGAAUGGGAAUUUACUUGAACAAAGAUGAAAUUGAAGAAGAAAAUUAUACUUCUUAUAUUACUUCUCUUUGUAUUUUCACUAUUGUGUAGAUAUUUUUUUGCAUUUGAAUUUGUUAUUAUGUAUUAGUACUUCCAUUUAGCAAGUUUUCAAAUUUCAAGUUGUAUUAUUAUUUAAUACUAUCCUCCAUUUAUUUAAUAGCUAAACUUAUACCAAAAAAAUUUCACGUAAAAUGGAGAAGUUUAGCAAUUAAAAAAAUCAGAGGUAAUAUUUAUUUAUUGAUAAUUAAAUAAAAUAAGGUGUUUUUGAUAAUUAGUAUCUAUUU
Molecule: messenger RNA, 2196 nt
Organism: Amaranthus tricolor (Joseph's coat)
Lineage: Eukaryota; Viridiplantae; Streptophyta; Magnoliopsida; Caryophyllales; Amaranthaceae
Product: protein WHAT'S THIS FACTOR 9, mitochondrial-like
Exons: 1
Coding region: 28-1227 (399 amino acids)
Molecular function (GO): RNA binding
Source: RefSeq, a predicted model, not a curated record